AUGCCACCGAGCGGGAGGAAGCACUGGUGCAAGCACUGCAAGAAGAGCUUCCCUUCUGGGAUGUCCCUUGGAGGCCACAUGGCAGUCCAUAGGAACAGGCGCAAGAAACAGAGGAGCGGCACUCCGAGCACUGACGGCGUCGGCGAGAGAUAUGGUCUCCGGGAGAGGUGCCUGGCAGAUUCCACUUCCAGUGACGAUGAUCCUUGGGCAUUGUUCCCCAAGACUGAAUGCCAGUUAUGCUUCAAGUCUUUUGCGUCCCGUGAUGCCCUGUCCAUACAUAUGAGGGUACACAUGCGCCGUAGGAACAAGAUGGUUGUGGAGAGCAACAUAUCGAUAGGUGAUGGUGAUCCAAAUGCUGCUGUAUUUGCUGCUCCAGUGAGGAAGAAGAGGUCAAAGAGGAUUGCUCUGGACACAGUUCCUGCCGCAGCGAUGAAGACCGAAGGGAUAGAGGAGGUCGAUGCCGCACACAUUCUUGUGAUGCUUUCAGGAGAUCAUGGCAUGUGCUCAGAUUUUGUGAGUUGUGAUGAAGACUGUGAGAUGGAUGGCAACGUGGAGUAUGAUCCACCGAUGAUGGAGCUGAGUUCUUCUGAUCAUCAUGGCCUUAACGGAGAAGACAAUGAGCUGAUGGAGCCAGAAACUUCUACUAGCUCUUAUGAGGAAGUGAAGUUUCUCAGUCUUUCAGAGGUGUUCAAGGCAACAACUAGAUAUGAGUGCAAGCUGUGUGGAAAGGUCUACUCAUCUCCUCGGUCAUUAGGAGGCCACAUGAAGGGUCACAGAGGCAUUCGCAAAUCUGCAGCGAGUCAACCUCGUAAACAGCUGCUUGAACAGGAUCGCAAGUUGUUUGUUCUCAGCCUUGCAGCUCCCAGUAUAUGGAAUUACAGAAGAGCAAGAACAAAGUCUGAACAAGAUCCAUCGUGGGUGGAAAGCAGCCUCCAGGGUGAAGGAAUGCUAGGUGUUGUCUGAAAUUGGUUACAGUUUCUUCACGGGUCAUGUGGCUAAACCACACUUGUUCUAGUAAUUGAUAGCUGAAGAGUAUGACACUGGGAAUGAUGUCUGCUCAAUCAUUAUGCACAAUUCUGUCCUUCGGAAUGGUCAGUAUUGGUACAUGUUCCACUGCCUUUUUUUGGUUUUCAAACAUUGAAAUGUAGUCACUGACUAUCAGUGCAUUAGUGGCACUGCCUUUUUUGGUUCUCGAACAUUGGUAUGUAGUUUCUGACAAGAAGCACAUUAGUCCUAGAUUUAGCUAUUCCCUAGUAGAGAGCAGUA
Messenger RNA from Lolium rigidum, 1266 nucleotides. Its product is annotated as zinc finger protein ZAT9-like. NCBI's taxonomy places the organism in Eukaryota, Viridiplantae, Streptophyta, Magnoliopsida, Poales, Poaceae. The transcript has a single exon. The record is from RefSeq and is a predicted model, not a curated record. Bases 1 to 963 code for a protein of 320 amino acids.